Cricetulus griseus (Chinese hamster) is the source of this 1327-nucleotide messenger RNA. Lineage: Eukaryota; Metazoa; Chordata; Mammalia; Rodentia; Cricetidae. The record is from RefSeq and is a predicted model, not a curated record.
AUGGCUCUGAAGGACACGGGCAGCGGUGGCAGCACCAUCCUCCCCAUCAGCGAGAUGGUGUCCGCGUCCAGUACUCCUGGCGCCCCUCUGGCCGCCGCCCCGGGGCCCUGUGCUCCGUCGCCCUUCCCCGAGGUGGUGGAGCUGAACGUUGGUGGCCAGGUCUAUGUGACCAAGCACUCGACGUUGCUCAGCGUCCCGGACAGCACUCUGGCCAGCAUGUUCUCGCCCUCUAGCCCCCGGGGCGGCGCUCGGCGCCGGGGCGAGUUGCCCAGAGACAGCCGCGCGCGCUUCUUCAUCGACCGCGACGGCUUCCUCUUUAGGUACGUUCUGGAUUACCUGCGCGACAAGCAGCUGGCGCUGCCCGAGCACUUCCCCGAGAAGGAGAGGCUCCUGCGCGAGGCAGAGUUCUUCCAGCUCACUGACCUGGUCAAGCUGCUGUCUCCCAAGGUCACCAAGCAGAACUCGCUCAAUGACGAGGGCUGCCAGAGCGACCUGGAGGAUAAUGUUUCCCAAGGCAGCAGCGACGCACUGCUGCUGCGUGGGGCGGCGGCCGGCGGCGCGCCCUCGGGCUCUGGAGCGCUUGGUGUCAGUGGUGUUGUUGUUGGUGGCAGCAGCGCUCCGGACAAGCGCUCUGGCUUUCUCACCCUGGGCUACCGUGGCUCCUACACUACUGUGCGCGACAACCAGGCAGAUGCCAAGUUCAGGCGUGUGGCUCGCAUCAUGGUGUGCGGGCGCAUAGCCUUGGCCAAAGAGGUCUUUGGGGACACUCUUAAUGAGAGUCGCGACCCCGACCGGCAGCCCGAGAAGUAUACGUCCCGCUUCUACCUCAAGUUCACCUACUUGGAGCAGGCGUUCGAUCGACUGUCUGAGGCCGGCUUCAACAUGGUGGCGUGCAACUCCUCUGGCACCUCUGCCUUUGUCAACCAGUAUCGAGACGACAAGAUCUGGAGCAGUUACACCGAGUACAUCUUCUUCCGUAAGUUAGCAUCCUACCUACCCAUCCAUCUCACACACUUUCUCCGCCAUCACAGACUUGCUGUGGGAGGAGCUCGGUUGUGGCCUGGAAGGGAUGUUCCUUGCAGGUGUGCCCUGGUGGCGAGCCUGCUAAUCUGUACCAGCAGGUCUCCCUCAGCACCCCUUGAGCAGUGCAAAGUAAAUCUCUGGUCCUCCCCCAUACCAGAUUCAGGUUCUCUUUCUAAACUUAUUGAUCCUGUUCUCUUGCCCCGCCUCACUCCUUGUUGCUUUGGACGCCUUUCACUGUGCAGCGUUAAGAGGAGACAGAGCACUAUGUGUGCCUAUAGGUCGUCCACCUUUUGUCUGAUGAGAU